AUGGCGGCUCCCGUCCCCGGCGCCAGCAUCCACCGGUCCCUCCGAUCCAGCAAGUACAAAACGAUCCAGAAGCAGGCGGGCGUGCCUCACGCCUCCGUCCUCCUCAGCCCUGCACCUGACUGCUCCCCAACUCAACAGGAGACCGACAUCCAGAGGUCCCAGGUCCUCCACCCCCAGCCACGGAGCCUGGAUCCAACCCCGACGCAGGGGGCAGCCACCAAAACUCGGAAAGGUAUUCUGGGAAGAGGCAAAAAGACAGUAUCUGGGAGCCGAAGUCGGCCAAGCGCCGGCGGCAGGGGAUUGUGGGAAAAGAUGGCGGCCGCCGUUCACCCCCGAGUUGUCCGGGCCCUGCCAAUGUCACGUCGCAUGGGGUCACAAGUGAUCGUCCCCUACCGGGGUGAGCCAUAUGAUACCAUGCACCUUCGCCCCAUGGGUGACCUGGGCCAGAUUAUCUUUCUGGAAUGGAAAGGGAGAGACAAGGACUCCAUCCUAAGAGCUGUGGAGCACAGCAACGUGGUCAUCAAUCUCGUUGGGCGAGAAUGGGAAACCAAAAACUUUGAUUUUGAGGAUGUUUUUGUAAAGAUUCCCCAAGCAAUCGCUCAAAUGUCCAAGCAAGUUAGAGUUGAAAAUUUUAUUCACGUUUCAUAUCUGAAUGCCGAUAUUCAAAGCCCUUCUAAAUAUCUGAGAAAUAAGGCUGCUGGAGAGAGAGAAGUGAGAGACACAUUUCCAGAAGCUACCAUCAUAAAGGCAUCGGACAUCUUUGGAAGAGAGGAUAGAUUCCUCAAUCACUUUGCAAGUAUUCAAGGGUUUGGUGUUGUCCCUCUUUUUCCUUGGGCAAGAAGACAGUGACAACCAGUAUAUAUUGUGGAUGUCACCAAAGGAAUUGUUGACGCAGUUAAGGAUCCAGAUGCCAGAGGGAGAACUUUUGCCUUUGUUGGGCCCAGUUGGUACGUCCUCUUUGACCUGGUACAGUACGUCUUUGCCAUGGCUCACAGACCCUUCCUGGCAUACCCUUUGCCACAUUUUGCAUAUCGAUGGCUAGGUCGACUCUUUGAAAUGAGUCCGUUUGAGCCCUGGACCACGAGGGAUAAAGUGGAGCGAGUUCACAUCACAGACAUGACCCUGCCUCACCUGCCCGGCUUGGAAGACCUGGGUAUACAGGCCACGCCCCUGGAGCUCAAGGCCAUCGAGGUGCUGCGGGGUCACCGCACGCACCGCUGGCUGUCUUCUGAGAUUGAAGAUGUGAAGCCGGCCAAGACAGUCACUGUUUCGUGGCCCCUGAGCUGCCCUUGGUUUUUGAUGUCAUUCAGGUCACUAGCGACCAGACCACCUUUGGCAGAGAAUCCUGUACAUAGUGCAUAAGAGCCCCUAUUAAAACAUCCGAGAUCAAAAAAAAAAAAAAAAAAGACAG
Orcinus orca (killer whale) is the source of this 1411-nucleotide messenger RNA. RefSeq names its product NADH dehydrogenase [ubiquinone] 1 alpha subcomplex subunit 9, mitochondrial-like. Gene Ontology annotation, molecular function: protein-containing complex binding. The record is from RefSeq and is a predicted model, not a curated record. The transcript is spliced from 4 exons. Gene Ontology annotation, cellular component: mitochondrion. Lineage: Eukaryota; Metazoa; Chordata; Mammalia; Artiodactyla; Delphinidae.